This is a messenger RNA of Drosophila eugracilis, 1962 nucleotides long. RefSeq names its product T-complex protein 1 subunit eta (gene CCT7). The coding region runs from base 130 to 1764 and encodes 544 amino acids. Gene Ontology annotation, cellular component: chaperonin-containing T-complex. Gene Ontology annotation, biological process: protein folding. The transcript has 5 exons. The record is from RefSeq and is a predicted model, not a curated record. NCBI's taxonomy places the organism in Eukaryota, Metazoa, Arthropoda, Insecta, Diptera, Drosophilidae. Gene Ontology annotation, molecular function: ATP-dependent protein folding chaperone; ATP binding; ATP hydrolysis activity.
UCGGUUCAUCGAUAGACACAUUACUCACCGCGGAAAACGUGAACGAAAAGCAGCUUGCCGCCUGUCUGCUAGGAACUUUUAUUAUUUAAACCUGUCUUACGUCGAAACGGCAAAGCCCAUCACACAAAUAUGCAACCACAAAUCGUGCUGCUGAAGGAAGGCACUGAUACGUCGCAGGGCAAGCCGCAACUGGUGUCCAACAUCAAUGCCUGUCAGUCGAUCGUGGACGCGGUGCGUACCACUCUGGGACCCCGCGGAAUGGACAAGCUGAUUGUGGAUGCCCAUGGCAAGGCUACGAUUUCCAAUGAUGGAGCAACCAUCAUGAAGCUGCUGGAGAUUAUCCACCCGGCAGCCAAGACCCUGGUGGACAUUGCCAAGUCACAAGACGCCGAGGUUGGAGAUGGUACCACAUCCGUGGUUUUAUUGGCCGGAGAGUUCCUUAAACAGGUUAAACCCUUCGUGGAGGAGGGCGUUCACCCGCGUGUUAUUAUCAAGGCUAUACGCAAGGCUCUGCAGCUGUGCAUGGAGAAGAUCAACGACAUGGCCGUGCAGAUUGUCGAACAGUCCAAGGAGGACCAGCGUGCUCUUCUUGAGAAGUGCGCAGCGACUGCCAUGUCCUCGAAGCUGAUUCACCAGCAGAAGGAUUUCUUCUCCCGCAUAGUGGUAGAUGCUGUGCUUUCGCUGGAUGAACUGCUGCCCCUGAACAUGAUUGGUAUCAAGAAGGUAACCGGUGGUUCGCUCGAGGAGUCGCAGCUGGUUUCGGGUGUGGCUUUCAAGAAGACGUUCUCAUAUGCCGGCUUCGAAAUGGCCCCCAAAUCCUAUGAUAAGUGCAAGAUUGCCCUGCUUAACAUCGAACUGGAGCUGAAGGCAGAGCGCGACAAUGCCGAGAUUCGCGUAGACAACGUGAAGGAGUACCAGAAGGUGGUGGACGCCGAGUGGCAGAUUCUCUACAACAAGCUGGCCAAAAUCCACGAGUCCGGUGCCAAUGUUGUGCUCUCCAAGCUGCCCAUCGGCGAUGUGGCCACACAGUAUUUCGCUGACCGCAACAUAUUCUGUGCCGGUCGCGUUCCUGAUGAGGAUCUCAAGCGUACCUUGAAGGCCUGUGGCGGAGCCGUCAUGACAACAGCCAACGACAUCAAACCCAGCGUCCUGGGACUGUGCGAGCAUUUCGAGGAGCGCCAGGUGGGCGGCGAACGUUUCAACUUGUUCCAAGGUUGCCCCAACGCCAAGACGAGCACCCUUAUCCUGCGUGGCGGUGCCGAGCAGUUCCUGGAGGAAACCGAACGCUCAUUGCACGAUGCUAUCAUGAUCGUACGCCGCACCAUCAAGCACGAUUCCGUGGUGGCUGGAGGCGGUGCCAUCGAAAUGGAGCUAUCCAAGCUGCUUCGAGACUACUCACGUACCAUUGCCGGUAAGGAGCAGCUGCUUAUCGCCGCCAUCGCCAAGGGCUUGGAGGUCAUUCCACGCCAGCUGUGCGACAACGCUGGAUUCGAUGCCACCAACAUUCUCAACAAGCUGCGCCAGAAGCACGCCCAGGGAGGACAGUGGUUCGGCGUUGACAUCAACAAGGAAGAUAUCUCGGACAAUUACGAACAGUGCGUUUGGGAACCAUCGAUCAUCAAGAUCAACGCCCUGACAGCGGCCGCGGAGGCAGCCUGCAUGGUCCUUUCCGUUGAUGAGACAAUAAAGAGUCCCAAGGCCGGUGAGCCCCCGAUGGCGGGCGGCGGCAUGGGAAUGGGUCGCGGCAUGGGCAGGCCCAUGUAGAUAUCAUUCAGAAAUCCAGAGAACUCCCCAAAUCAUCAAACCCACAUUUUCGCAUUUCUCUCCUAAUUUAACACGUACACGUAUUACUCGGUCAUACCUUCGCAUUUUGCACGCUUCGAAGCAAGAACAACAGCAGCAACAAUAAUCCACUGACCUAUCUGUAUAUGUUUAAUAAUAAAAACAAAAUUAAAAACAAUA